Adineta steineri is the source of this 933-nucleotide messenger RNA. The record is from the annotation of a GenBank genome assembly. Lineage: Eukaryota; Metazoa; Rotifera; Eurotatoria; Adinetida; Adinetidae.
AUGCUGUUUGUUUUAAGUUUGGCGUUGAUUUUCUUUCUAACAGCUGCUUCUGAAAUGUCAAUAUCAUCAAUAACUCCUAUCAAUGGUUUAAUCGAAGGAUUUUAUUGGUCUGCUUCGAAUGCAGUCAAUGGUGAAUAUGAUUUCUUUACUAAACGCCAACGCGAUCAAUUGAUUGCUUCAAUGAAUUAUGAGAUCAACUAUUAUUUUCAUUGUCCUCAAGAUCGCGAAGAUGAUCAAUUUACAAUGAAAUUAUGGAAUGCACAGAAGACUGCUGAUUGGUCUGAUACAGUUUCCAAAGCUUCGAAUGUUUCUAUUGUUAUAGGCUUACGUCCACGUUGGAUUGGCACUGUUCAAAAUUCAUUAGAAUCAAUUCGAUUAAAAUUAACUCAGUUAGCAUCGAUUGGAAUUCGUUAUUAUAUUUUAUGUUGGGAUGAUACACCAGGAGCUGGUACGAUCGCACAAAUGACGCUACAGAAAGAUCUUAUUGAUGCUCUUGUUCGUCAAGUAACCAAUAUAGAAUUAAUCGGUAUUAUUCCUGCUUACUAUGCUCGAUCUCAAAUAUCUGAUGCUACAAAUAUUGCUUGGGCGAAUCAACUUUCGAUUUUAAAUCAAAUACCAAGUCAUAUUCGAUUUUUCGUGACUGGAGCAACAAUUGUUCCAUCAUCUAUUCGAAUCUCAGAUAUUCCAUCAUUGGUAAAUCGCCAAUUUAUAUUCUUUGAUAAUUGGAUUGCAGUUGAUUCAAAUUCAAAAGUAACAAUGACUUGGCCUCCGAAUCGUGAUCCGGCUAUUUAUAAAGCAAAUCAAUCAGUUUCGGGUUCGGUCUUGAAUUUAGCAUAUCCACCUGAGAGAAUUAUUCAUCAGAUCUAUGCUUUAAAACAACGAAUUAAUAAUCGAUAUUCGAAUAUUAGUUCAUAUCUAGCCGCUGAAUUUUGA